AUGCCCUCUAACGGGUCCACCCUCAUGCCUCAUAGGCCCGGCUCUCCCCCACAGCUUCCCAGCCGUCCGACUUCCUCCCUCUCACGGUCCAACGCAACCAAGUCCCGUUGCAUACGAGACCACGAGCUGCACCCGCUCCGCCAACAUCCGCCGAGCAUCGGAAGCUCCACAUCUACCCUUGCAGCCAACGACUUCGAGGACAUCGUCCUUGCUCCGCCUGCAGCCCUUGCGUCUCGACACACAUCUUAUUGUCCGGAGCCACCAAGCCCUCUAGAAGACUUCAGCUCGGCGCCUCGAGGUCAUCAGCGAAGCUUGACGGGUACUUUCCUAGAGAACUGCAGGCCAUUGGUAUCUAGGGCCACCUCGACUAUCCAGCAGACAGCCACUCGCAACUCCUUGCACUCUCCGACGAAGUCUCUCGCCAGCUUCCUCCCUUCCAGAAACUACACCUCAGACGACGAGACAUUUGUCCAGACCAAGUCCCGAAACUCCAAGAUCUUCAGCGACUGGUUCAGCCUCAACGGCAGCUCCGCUCCCGUGAGCAUUGGCUUCGCAUCUCCUUCGCCGAAGAAGGAGCGCCGUGACCCAGUCCUCUCAGAAUCGCCAGCAGACAGCGACGACAGCGAGGACGAGAUGGACAUCAUCAACCAUAUGUCCACGCGGCCGUCUCCGAAGCUCACGCGCAACUCUACAUCCCAAUCCUCAGCCACCACACAGUCUACGCCUUCCAAGUUCUCAUGGCUUACGAAGUCCCUCGCCUCAACCGCUUCACCCCGCCCUGUCCGCACUAAUUCCAUUCCCUCACCGACAGAAUCGCAGGACGAACUGCUCAGCAUGGACGUGAACCAAGCUCUCUUCCCCACCGGCCCCGUUGACCCCCUUAACCCCUGUUCUUUCAACGACCUCCUCACCAAUGCCGAACAAAUCAUCUCCCGCCUUCAAUCCGCCUACAGGGGAAAGUGUACAGCCCUCGCCGACGCGCGGAGAGAGAGGGAGGCAGAGCAAGACGAGCUCGAGGAAUCAGAGACCCGUUCUAGGCAUCUGAAGAUGCAGCUCGACUCCCUCUCCGCGCGAGCCGUCGAGCAAGAGCGCGAGAUGCAAGUCCUAGUGAACCAAUUCUCACAGGAGCGGCAACGCCGGUACGAAGAAGAUGAGGCGAGACAGCGGACUAUUCGGCGGGUCUAUGAGCCGGCACUUUCACUCGAGGGGCACGUCGAGGACGACGACACGCCCAAACCACUCAGAGUCAGGCAGAAGAGAACCAGCGAAGCAAGCUGCAGCACCACAACUUCGGAUUCGGGCUUUGAAAGCGAGUGCGAGAGCAACAACGCCGAGUCUGUCUUCUCCAGGCCGUCAGGGGCCAUGAGUCCAACCGGCACGACGCUGACGGCCUUUUCCGAGGAGCCGGAAGUGGCGGUUGCGGAGCGGGUCGCUAUGACGAGGCCGCCGUAUGCGGCGAUGAAGCGGGGUGGGAGUGAUGAGAGUGGCGCGUGGGCGGCUGCCCGGACGUUUAGGGAGGAGAAUGACGCGCUGAGGGUGAGGGUUGCGGAAUUGGAGAGGGCGGUUGAGGGGGCGCUGGAGUUGGUGGGUGGCUUGGCAUGA
Molecule: messenger RNA, 1602 nt
Organism: Coniosporium apollinis CBS 100218
Lineage: Eukaryota; Fungi; Ascomycota; Dothideomycetes
Exons: 1
Coding region: 1-1602 (533 amino acids)
Source: RefSeq, a predicted model, not a curated record